UACAAGGUGAGCUUCCUCUUUGCUUCUUUUAAUACAUGAGACAUUGAUCCAAAGAUCCUCUGAAAAUGGUGGUUAGUGUUUGUACAGGAAAGAUGUGAUGGGACAGUGGGCUUAGGCUGUCAAAUAGCGUUAUCUAUUUAUAAUAAGGGGACCAUGUAUUCUAGUACUAUGUGCAACUUAUCAAAUAUAGACAUGAAGAGAUCUACAAAUCACUUGGUUACUUUCUUCUAAGUUGUUGCAUUGCAACUGUCCAUGUUAGAUUACAAGGUCUUUUGAUUAGGAUGGGGAAGACAGGCAAAUGGCUUAAAAACUUUUUAUCUGGCAAGAAAGACAAGGAGAAGGAGAAGGAAAAAUCUGCAAACAACCUGAAUUUUUCCAAUGGAACAGAAAAUCCAACUACUCCAAUUUCGACAACCCCGAAAGAGAAGAAGAGAUGGAGCUUUAGAAGAUCAUCAGCAACGACAGCAGCCACAGCCACAUCCACACCAACAACAACACCUUGUAAGGAAUUGAAUUUGGUUGAAACAAAUGUCACUGCUUCACAGACAGUGCAAACGGCUGUGGAUGUUCAGAAUGAGCAGAGAAAGCAUGCUGCGGCUGUGGCUGCUGCUACAGCAGCUGCAGCUGAUGCAGCUGUGGCGGCUGCACAGGCUGCAGCUGCAGUGAUCCGCAUGGCUUCUGGUUCCAAUGGAGCAUCUAAAAGUGUUGAAGAGGCAGCAGCCAUUAAAAUCCAAUCUGUCUUUCGGUCUCACCUGGCAAGAAAAGCAUUGUGUGCUCUGAGAGGACUAGUGAAGUUGCAGGCACUAGUAAGGGGUCAUCUGGUGAGAAAACAGGCUAAGGAAACACUGAGAUGCAUGCAGGCUUUGUUGACAGCACAAGCCAGAGCUCGUGCUCAGAGGAUCCGAAUGGUGUCAGAAGGAAAGCCUAAUCAAAACCAAUCAGCACAAAGAAUCACUACAGAGAAUGAUUUAUUCAGGCACAUAUAUAAUGAAAUUGAUAGAAACUUUGAAGAUAACAUCAAGAUUGUGGAGAUGGAUGUUUGUGAAUCAAAAUACAACUCUAGAAGCAGAAACAGUGUAUAUCAUCAUGAUCAUGGACAUCAAGAGCAUUCUGAAAACCAUAGAUUUUCCACUCAUUAUACACCAAAUGGCUCAUACUCAAAGGAUGAAAACAACAAGGUAUCACCAGCUCCAUCAAGUUUGACAGAGUUGAGUCCAAAAGCCUGCAGUGGCCAUUUUGAGGAAUGCUUCAGCACAGCCCAGAGCAGCCCUCAGUACUACUCCGCUAUGUCCAGAGUCGAUGAUUCGAAGCAUCCUUUUGCUUUCCCUAAGCCGCCUUAUCCAGAAUCCAUGAUGUCCUAUGACUACCCUUUGUUCCCAAAUUACAUGGCUAACACAGAAUCAUCAAGGGCCAAAGUCAGAUCACACAGCGCACCGAGACAAAGGCCGGAUUCAUUUGAGAGGCAACCGAGCCGUCGAAGGCCUUCAAUUGAAGGAAGGAAUGUGCCAAGACCAGUUAGGAUGAUGCAGAGGUCAUCUUCACAUGUGGGUGCCACUGCUCAGAACUACCAAUAUCCAUGGUCAAUCAAGCUUGACAGAUCUGCAGUUUCACUCAAAGAUAGUGAGUGUGGCUCCACAAGUACAGUGCUCACAAACACUAAUUACUGCAGAUCUCUUGUUGCAUAUGAUGCACAUGAAGAUAGGUACUGAGUGUGCCACUUUGCAGGAACACCAAAAAUCUGGAGUUGAGGGUUCUUCUUCAAGACUUCAAAACAAAGUAAUAAACUCUGCAUUUACAGUAUAGAGUCGAUCGUUUCAAGGGAUUUAAGUCCAACUUAUGUAGAGUUUUUUUCUUCUAUUCAGUGUCUGCUAUGUUUGUGGAUUACUUUGUGAGAAGACAUUGCAAGAUUGAUAGUCUGAGAUAUUUCCUAACAGCACUAUUUUACUAAGGACUAAGGAGGAUUUUCUUUUA
This is a messenger RNA of Lotus japonicus, 1971 nucleotides long. RefSeq names its product protein IQ-DOMAIN 19. The transcript is spliced from 4 exons. The record is from RefSeq and is a predicted model, not a curated record. NCBI's taxonomy places the organism in Eukaryota, Viridiplantae, Streptophyta, Magnoliopsida, Fabales, Fabaceae. Bases 282 to 1709 code for a protein of 475 amino acids. Gene Ontology annotation, molecular function: protein binding.